Molecule: messenger RNA, 3545 nt
Organism: Nerophis ophidion (straightnose pipefish)
Lineage: Eukaryota; Metazoa; Chordata; Actinopteri; Syngnathiformes; Syngnathidae
Product: protein Hook homolog 2-like
Exons: 22
Coding region: 200-2332 (710 amino acids)
Biological process (GO): cytoskeleton-dependent intracellular transport; cytoplasmic microtubule organization
Cellular component (GO): cytoplasm; centrosome
Molecular function (GO): microtubule binding; dynein light intermediate chain binding
Source: RefSeq, a predicted model, not a curated record
CGCGAGGCCAGCCGGAGGUGAGACAGCCGCGAAGAGGAGGCCAUGGCAGCCUGACUGACGUGGAAAAGUGUCCAGAGUCCGCUCCUAACUUUUUAAGGAACGUCUUGGGAGCAACUUCGUCGUCUCCUCACUCUCACGCCGAAGCCGUAGGUUGGACGGUUAUACCCCAAAAAAAAUUAUAAAAGAAAAAAAAAGAAGAAUGAGUCUGGACAAAGCCGAGCUGUGUGAUUCCCUUCUAACUUGGUUGCAGACAUUUCAGGCGCCAUCAUGCAACUCCAAGCAAGACCUAACAAGUGGAGUGGCCAUCGCACACGUCUUAAACACGAUAGACCCUUCUUGGUUUAAUGAGACAUGGCUGGGCAGGAUCAAGGAGGAGAGCGAAGACAACUGGCGCCUGAAGGUCAGCAACUUGAAAAAGAUUCUCAAGAGCAUGCUGGAGUAUUACCAUGACAUACUGGGUCACCAGGUCUCAGAUGAGCAUUUGCCAGAUGUGACCCUAAUUGGUGAAAUGGGGGAUGUCACUGAGCUGGGCAAGCUGGUGCAACUCGUAUUGGGCUGCGCUGUCAGCUGUGAGAAGAAACAAGAGCAAAUCCAGCAGAUAAUGACACUUGAGGAAUCCGUCCAGCAUGUCGUCAUGACAGCCAUUCAGGAGCUUUUAUCAAGAGAUCCCUCAUCUGGACCAGGAAGCCCCGAGACCUACGGAGACUUUGACUACCAGUCCAGGAAGUAUUAUUUUCUAAGUGAGGAGGCAGAUGAGAAAGCGGACCUUAGUCAGCGCUGUCGUGAUCUGGAACAUCAGUUGUCGGUGGCUCUGGAGGAAAAGUUGUCUCUACAGAACGAGACUCGUUCCUUGAAAGAGAAGCUGAGCAGCUGUGACUACUUGGACGCCUCAAACACUGCCAUCACUGGCAAAAAGCUACUGCUGCUGCAGAGUCAGAUGGAACAGCUCCAGGAGGAGAAUUACAGACUGGAGAACAGCCGAGAUGACAUAUGUGUGCGUGCAGACAUGCUUGAGCGCGAGGUUUCCGACCUGCAGCAACGUAAUGAGUAUCUGACCAGUUUGGCACAAGAAGCUCAAUCCCUCAAAGACGAAAUGGACAUUCUCAGGCACUCAUCCGACCGGGUGAACCAGCUCGAAACUCUGGUGGAGACGUACAAACGGAAGCUGGAAGAUUUGGGUGACCUGCGCAGGCAGGUGCGCCUCCUGGAGGAGCGCAACACAGUGUAUAUGCAGCGCACCUGCGAACUGGAGGAGGAGCUGCGCAGAGCUAAUGCUGUCCGCACUCAGCUCGACACCUUCAAGAGACAGGCACAUGAGCUUCACACAAAGCACCAGUUAGAGGCCGUAAAAGCUGAGAAGUGGCAGUUUGAGUACAGGAAUCUUAAUGACAAGUAUGAUGCACUCCUGAAAGAGAAAGAACGUCUGAUGUCCGAAAGAGAGACACUCCGGGAGACAAAUGAUGAGCUGAGAUGUGCUCAAGUCCAACAGAGCUGUCUCAGUGGAGGAGGAGGUUUGUGUGGCAAUGAGGCGGAGGCAGGAAACCUUGCUGCAGAGAUCAUGCCUGCUGAGCUCAAGGAGACAAUGGUGCGCCUUCAGAGUGAAAACAAGAUGCUGUGUGUCCAGGAGGAAACCUACAGACAGAAAGUAGUGGAGGUGCAGGCUGAGCUCGAGGGGGCUCAGCGCAGCAAGAAUGCUCUAGAAACCCAAAACAGGCUACAACAGCAGCAGAUCUCGGAGCUGCGUUCUCAGGUUGAGGAGCUCCAGAAAGCACUUCAGGACCAAGACAGCAAAGCUGAGGAUUCCUCUCUACUGAAGAAGAAGCUUGAGGAGCAUUUGGAGAAGCUCCAUGAAGCCCACACUGACCUCCAGAAGAAGAGAGAAGUCAUUGAUGAGCUGGAACCCAGAGUGGACAGCAACAUGGCAAAGAAGAUAGAUGAGCUCCAGGAGAUAUUGCGAAAGAAGGACGAGGACAUGAAGCAGAUGGAGGAGCGAUGCAAGCGUUAUGUGGAGAAGGCAAAUGCGGUGAUCAAGACACUUGGUCCUCAACAACAGCCAGUCACUGUGAGUCCUGAUAUUCUGGCCCUGAAGAACCAGCUGACAGAGAAAGAGAGAAAAAUCCAGCACCUAGAGCAUGAUUAUGAGAAGAGCAGAUCCAGACAUGACCAGGAGGAGAAGCUCAUCAUCAGUGCUUGGUACAACAUGGGAAUGGCCUUGCAAAAUCGCGUGGCCGGCGAGAGGCUGAGCCCCUCCAACCAAUCCAUGUCCUUCCUGGCUCAGCAGAGGCUGGCGACCAACAUCAGGAGAGGCCUGACUCGACCUCACCCCAGAUAAAAACCUUCUUUACAUGCUUGAGGAAGGAACCAGAGAGAGAAUGAAGUGAUUUCUCAUCACCUGAACUCCUCUUUUUCUGCCUUUAUUUUUUGGCGCACUAGCUGCAGAUUCUCCCUGUGGCGAAUUUCAACUGGAGUAUGAAGAAAGGCUGUCUCACCUUUUUUAAGGUGAAAUGUACACUGUUUUUAUUUCAUCUUUUAAUUUUUAACCCACUUUUAAUACAAGUUUAGUUGUUUUUUUUAACAUUAUUGGUCCUUAGAGGACCUUUUAAAAUGAUGCUGUCCAUAGGGACACGUGAAACAGAACGCCUCAUUAAAAUAUACGAACGUUGCCCAAUACCUCCAGAUAUAGACUUUACAACCACUCGAGUACACUGUUUAUUUAUUUAAUUUUUUUUUUGUUAUUGUUGCUUCCUCAGAUCAUGUAAACUGCCUUUUUUGGACUCUAUAAGUAUAAACUUCACUUGAAUAAUAUUAUUCUCUUUAAGAAGCACUUUCCUCUUACAGUAGCAGUGUUUAGUGCUUCGUAAGAGACACCAAAUGCUUCCUGUGUGUUGGAAAGCAUGUAUGGGAUAUGUUCAGUCAUAUUAUUUAACAUGUUCAGUUAAUUGAGUUUUUUUAAUUAAUUUCAUUGCGAUUUAUUUUUCUCUCGCUUUGUGUGGGUUGAACCUAAAUGCACUCACCACUUUAGACGACACAAAUGUGAAUGUAGGAACUUCCAAACCAACUGACAGCCUCCUGGGAUCACAAAUAUGUGAUCAAGGGGAAGAAACACUAAAUGCUGAUUAGAACUAGUUGGAAGUGUUAUUGAUUGCUCACAUGGAGUUUGUCUGUGCGCAUGAACAUAAGUGUAUAUAAAGGUUUUGUUUUAAGAGAUGCCUUUUAUUCACUACUAUUUUUUUUUUACAGACGAGUUGCUGCAAGCCUGUAAUAUUCAUUAAAUCCCGUGUCUUGUCGUCCUUCCCUGACUACGUGUGCUGUAGUCUAUACAGACCGAAGGCCUGAAUUUGUGUGCACAGUUUUUACUUUUUGGAUUCACGUCAUGAUUAUGUAGGUGUUUGGUUUGCAGUGUUUUGUUUGCAGUGUUUGGUUUACAGUGGUUGACUUUGUUUUGCUGUAUAUUGGUCUAAUAGAUUAUAGCACACUGUACUUCACACAAGGAUGUCCGCAAUUUCCACCGGAGCACGACAAAUAAAUGGGAUGUUUAAACACAA